Acanthopagrus latus (yellowfin seabream) is the source of this 5417-nucleotide messenger RNA. RefSeq names its product KIAA0947-like (H. sapiens) (gene ice1). The record is from RefSeq and is a predicted model, not a curated record. Lineage: Eukaryota; Metazoa; Chordata; Actinopteri; Spariformes; Sparidae. The transcript has 20 exons. Bases 154 to 4836 code for a protein of 1560 amino acids.
CCUGUGGGGUCCUGAAUUGGGUCCUUGGUCAACGUGGGAGACGCGAAAAUGUGAAGUUGUUUUGAACUUGUCUGGAAUGUAUGUCGCCGGGAUAUGAUCGUUAAUGUAUCUUACAUAAAAUAGUGGCUGACGGGUUUCGGAAUCUGUCUUACCAUGAUGCCAGGGGACAGUCAGUCCAAAACGGUAGCGAUCGCCGCGGACGCGACGGUUGGAAACUGUCAAAACUGCUCUGUUUUGCACCAGAGCCUGAACGAGUAUGUAUCGUCAUUUCUGGCUCUGAAGCAGAAGAUAACGGUUUCAGAUGACUCAAUCCGGCUUCAACAGCAGCUGGAGGAGCUGCAGAUCAAAUUGGCUGCACUGGAGAAAAAGACAGCAGAUUAUGAAUGUGUUCGAGCAGAGCUGGAAGAAAAGAAGGAUGCUCUUAAAGCCUAUGGCCAGAUGUCUGAAGAGAUGGAAAAACUGAAGGAGGAAAACAGCAGGACAGCGACAGAGAAAAACAAGCUUGAAGACCAGCUGAAGGACAUUAAAGAACUGACGGAAACUCAGUCUCUAGAAAAUGCACAGCUGAAGAGGGAAAAGGCGGCGGUGGAAAACGAUUUGCUCCAAACACAGGCAUCUUUGAAGAAAUCUCAGGCACAAGCAGAUCGCGUUGAAAAGCUGAUAGAGGAGAACGCAACCACAACAAGCAUAAAGGAAAAGCUUGAAAAUAAAGUCGGACUGCUCAAAGACUCCGUUUCCAAGCAGAAUCAUCAAAUAUCCCAACUGACCAAAGAGAAGACCUUACUAGAGAGACACAUCGAUGACCUCCAGGUGAGACUGAUGAGGCUGGAAAGGGAAAGGAACAGAGAGUGCAGGAGCACAACAACUCAAGCAAGUGUACCUGAGGAGCCCAAAGUUGAUAAAGAAAAGUUUCGGAUGCUGCUUGAAAAUUUGUGGGCAUGUGUAGAACCUCAGCAGCACCACUCCGCAAACCUAUUGCAUCUACCUGAGUCCGCUUCCAAGCGAGUUCUACCCGCCUCGCCGCAAAGCAGACUGCACUCUCAUCCGGGUGACACGUCGCAGUCUGCCUCUCAGGAGAUCAGCGAAUCCCGCAGUCACCCAGUACAGACAAAAGCCACAUAUACACAGUUAAAGUCCUCCCCCCUGAAAGCCAUCAAGCAGCAAGCAUGUCUGCACCCAACGAUCGCCAAGAAGCCAGGGCGCUCUCCCAAAAAGAGCAAGCGAUUGUCCAAAGCGCACAAAGCUGAGGAGGCAUGUACGGACUUGGGUAGCUCUGAACUAUCUGUUGAGAAGAUACUGGAGAUGUUCACACCAAUGCUCUCCUGCAUAUCACCACUACCAGAUAUGAUGGAAACAAAGAUGGAAUCGAUGGAGACAGAUGCUGGAGGAGAGAAAAACCAUCCCACGCCCUCUGGUGACUCUGUUCUUCCUCAACACGACGAGCCCUCACUCAUCACAACAUCGGUCUCAAGCCACUCCCCAGAAUCUUCUGCCGUGUCAGUGGAGAAGAAUGUGGAGUCGCCAGCAGUCACAACGCAGGAGGUGGAAAACAAUUCCAGUGAAAAGGGCUCCAAAGACUUGAGACAAAAAGAGUUGAGUGACGUUAAUCAAACAGAGGACAAAAGCAAUACAAGUGCUGAAGAAACGCAUCCGGAAAAAGACUUGCAGACUGAGCAGGAGCCAGCAACUGUAGGCUUAGUCUCAGCAUCAUCAUCAGCUUCUUCUUCUUCUUCUUCUUCUUCACCCAAGCUGGAUACAACAGUUGUGAUAGAGGCUGUGUCAUUAAACCCUGAAAGUGAAAAGCCAUCCUGCAAUGUAAAUCCGACUAGCAUCUGUGACACUGAACAUGCUUUAGGAAACGCAAAGGCAGAUCUGUCAGAGACCAUUACAGAGAUGGAUGUAGACGCGAGCCCUGAUGAUGUUACUGGUGCUGAAACAAACACUUGUGAUGAUGGAGAGCUGCACAGAGGAAGUGAUAUGACUGCAGUCUCUGAGGAAGCAGGAGGUGUACAGCUAAUUACAACCUCCUCUAUUUCCCCAACAGUCACUGACUCUGUGAGAGACAGUGAUGCUCCAAAUCCAAAUGCAGAAAAAGGCUUGGAAAUGGGGAAAAGCCUCCAAGACUUUAGUGGUUUGGGACACGACAGCGAAGACUCAGCAGUCCCAAAGCAUCUGCAGAAUAAAGAGUGCGUCAGCGAGGACACAGACCUGCCUGAGGAUAACCCUAGUUCAUCAGGCAGCAGUGACGGCAUCAGUAGGGUCUCUAAUGAAAAUACUGCAGAGAGGCUCGACAGUGAUUCAUCCAUGAAACCUCUCAGGGAGGAAGAUGGGCAUCAAGUACAAGGAACUGAAGGAGCUGAUGUAAAAGAUUCUCCUUCCGGGUCAGAUGGUGAUAACAGACCUCUGUCUCCAUGCAAGUCUUCACCGUCAAAGAUGGAAGAUGGCGAGUCCCACGCUGACCAGGAAUCUGAUCAAGCAAUCGCUGAAACGCCUUCAAAAACGGAAGCUGAUAUAGAGACAUUGAACAGUGAAAUUCUAGCCCACCAUGUGCCAUCCCCCUCUGACAAAGACAAAGAGACAAAGACUGUUAACUGUGAAUCACUGAACAAAAAUACGCAUUCUGUCUGCAGGCAGUUGAGUCCUACAUGUCUGCUUCCCAGUGUAAAAUUGCACACCGUGGAAACUCGCCCAAGCCCAGUAAAACUGAACAUCAAUGGUAACUCUGGGUUUGUUUCAACCGACAAAAGAACUCUACAGCCUGUGCUGAAUGCAGAGGAAGGAGGCGUCAUUGAAAACACUACUGUAAAAGACUUGCCUCAGAACAGCUUAGAUGCAAACAACCAUAAAGUAAGCAAAUGUAAACUGGGCACUGUUAGUCCCAGUACAUCAUCACAGCAGAGUGAUGUUGCCACAGAUGGACGAAAUAAACGUUUGGAAACAUCUAGUCCAAGUCCACGUAAGAUCAGGGAGGAAGAGCCGAGCCCAACGGCAGAUUCAGCGACAGCUCAGCCACCACACGGCAUUGGCCACGUUCUUUCAGAAAUGGGCCCACCACUUCCUCGUCUCCUUACCCCUCUGAGCACACCUCCGAAGGUCGGCAAAUCAAUAAAUCCAAGGCAGGCUAUUGGGAAACUCUCGUUUCCUUCGCCCAUGGAGAGGCUGGCGUCCCCUACCACUCCAGUCCAGGCUCACUUGACACCAAACAGUCGACAUCUGAGGUCAACGUCUCUGAACAGUCCGCUCCCUCCCUCAUCACCCCUUCAGUUUGGCUCUGCCACUCCAAAGCAUGCCGUGCCAGUCCCGGGUCGCCUGCCUGUGACAGCGAUGAAUUCUUCCCCGUCGUCAUCCUCCAGUCCAUCUCAGGAAAACUCCAUGAGGAUUCUCGACACCAUGUACCCAGAGCUCUCCGCUCACGCCCGAACUCUGAACAUUCUCAGGGGGAAUGUCGGUCUCGGCAUCUGUUCGCCUGAGAGCAGAACAUUACCCACGACAGUAGUCAGUCAGAUGUCAGGCUUUAAAUCCAUUAACUCCUCUUCAACGGCCUUCACCAAGACUGAGACGAGGGGAGGAAAGAGACAGUCCAUCGGUCCGCCACAGCCUAAAAGCAGCAAAUGUCUCCGGUUAGAUGACUGCUCUCCCGCUUUCAGUCGUGAGCAGGUGCCCUCCUCCUCAUCACACAGAGGAGAGGAGACCACAACGCCGCCGUCUCCGAGGCUCACGCCGCAAACGAUGGAGGCACCCUCUCCGUCCAUGGAAGUCAGAGAACCUGCAGAGAAAAAUGCAGUGGUGAACAUUUUAAAGAAAAUCGAACACCAGCAUUUCGAUCUUUUGCCCGUGAUCCAGAGCCACAUGUAUGUCGGCAACCUGCCCAAAAAGCCCGUCUUGAGAGGCGAGGAGAAGGAGGUCAUCGAUGAGAUUUUGCGAAGCACUGUGCUAAAGGAGGAUGAUAUGAUUUUCGCCAUCCUGAACAAACUGAAAGCAGAGAACAGAGACCUCAGCCCAAACUACACGCAGGCCCUCUGCAGAGUCUACACAGCUAUUUGUAGACAGAGGAGAGACUGGGAGAAGGCUCACAUCCUCGCCUACAGCAUUCUCGCAGAAGAUUUCCCAGACUGCGCGAAGCUGAUUUUGUUCAUGGUGACAACAUGGCCCAGUGUUCUCUCACACCGUAGUUCUCUGUGCCAGGCAAUACAUGCUGUCACCAAACUGAAAGCGACAGAAGACCUCCGCCGCUGCCUUUCAGCAUUCCUUGGUUGGGAGAAGAGUCCUCCCUGUGACAUUGACGAGCUGAUCUCCAGAACGCUGUCUGAUGUCCGGUCAGGGCCAAGCCUGUCUUUCACUAAACACGGCCGGCUUGGAAACGACCUGGGCACCGAGGCUUGGGAACAUGUCUUCACCCUGCACCUCCUUUGUACGCACAAAAAGUGGAAGUGGACCUAUAACAAUGUUUUGAGCAAUGAGUUGUGGCCUUUGAUGAACACAUGGGUGACGCAGCCCAGAGAUCAACAAGCACCCGUCUCUGAUGUAACCGUUGCCACUGUGCUGCGACUCAUAGGACGCCUUGGUCAGUUGGGAAUCAAGGAGAGGUGUGUUUCCUCCGUGGUAACUGUCGCCAAUGUCAUCAACACGUUUGGCAGGCAUGGACAAGCAGAAGGCGUGCCAUGGGAGGUCCAGUUGGCAGCCAUCUACUGCAUUUACGAACUGUCUCCUUGCAACCCCAAGCAAGCCAUGGACGCCCUCGCAGGGUGGAGAGGGGACACAUCUCAGCGCGUCCCUCCUGCUGUUACCAGCUGCAUUAACCAGUUAGCCUCAGUCUGCAGACAGGUCCGGAGCUGAAAGAGACACUCGUGCUGUACAGAUGCACACGGACACCUGCGCGUCAGGAUGACUGAAAAUCCCACCGCACACCUCAAAGUUUAUUUUAACUUGCUGACUGGCUAUGAUGAAGCUUUUUUUUUUGUUUUUUUUUUUUUUUUACAAUUUAGGCACCUGAUUGGUCACAUCUGGGUUUUGUUGUUCCUAAUACUUGAGUAUGUGAAGGUUCACUGAAAGAGUUUCAGAUGUCUUUUAUGUGGUUUUUUUUUUCUUAUAUGUGCACUUCUACUUUGAAACCCACAUGUCUGAUUUUGUAGCAAUUGUUCCCUUUUUUUAUGUUAGACAUACCGACUUCCCCCUGUAAUGACCACUGUACUCAGGUAAUGCUCUAAAAAUACUGUAUAACAUGUACAUGUGUGUUCUGGCUGAAACUGUGGCACUGCUGUAAAUGUUUUGGGUUUUUUUUCAUUCAAGUGUUUGUAAAUAUGAGAUUUCAGCAUUUGUAUUCAUGAAAACUGAGAAUGCCACAGACAAAUGUGUUGUACAGUUUAAUGUUUCAGAGGAUAUUUAAUUUUUUCAAAUUAAAAUUUAUACAUAUUGAA